This is a messenger RNA of Chilo suppressalis (striped riceborer), 1788 nucleotides long. The record is from the annotation of a GenBank genome assembly. Lineage: Eukaryota; Metazoa; Arthropoda; Insecta; Lepidoptera; Crambidae.
CUCGCGAACCCAUCAUUUUAUUUUAGUUGACCACAAGUCCGCCGUCGGACCAGACGCGCUUUUAGAAAAUGACAACAUAGAAAUUAAUAAAAAAUAACAAACAUCAAACAACAAUUUUCUGUUGGUAGUCAAAAGUUAUAUUAGUGUUAUUACUCCGUUUACUGUUUCUCUUUGGAUAUUUUUAUCGAGCAGAAGACCGGAUCUUAAUUGCCUUGAACUUACGUUAUAUUCUUGUGUAUUUUCCUCGUUUGCCUGCCGAGAUGAUUUCAAGAAUUUGUUUCGUGCUUUUUUUAGCGCCAUGUGUGCUCGGCAACGGUGAUCCCAUCGACCCGGAGACCCUGCACAAUGUGUUCGGCUACCCGCAGUACAAUACAGCGGCAUCUAAUGUGGCGACAACGACCCUUAGCCAAGUGCUACCGGUUCAACCAGUCAACUCCACCCUCACCGACCCAGACUACUGGGAUGUGGACGAGCUGCCCUCCGCUGCCGUCGCAGACUACGACAAAUUUGACUGGGUUCUGACAAAGCGCGUCGCGUCCAACUCAAAUGUGAAUUUCUUGAUAUCCCCGUUGGGUUUGAAGUUGGCGCUGGCUAUCCUGGCUGAGGCUGCCACCGGCCUUACCAGGUCGGAGCUCUCCUCCGUGUUGGGCUUCGAGGUGGACAGACACGCUGUUAGGAGAAAGUUCUCCACUAUUGUGGAGUCAUUGCAGAAAAAAUCGCCUCAGUACAUCCUCAAUCUCGGCAGCAGGAUCUAUGUGGAGGACAGUGCUCAGCCAAGGCAGCGGUUUGCAGCAAUCGCACAACAAUUCUAUCAGACCGAGCUGACCUCCAUCAACUUCCACAACCCACAAGCAGCGGCUGCUUCUAUCAACGCAUGGGUGUCUAACACAACGCAAGGGAAAAUCAACAAUUUGGUAGAUCCAGACGACAUAUCCAACAUGGUGGUAAUGAUCCUCAACACGAUAUACUUCAAGGGCACCUGGCGUCACCAGUUUGAUCCCAACUCCACCAAGGAAGGAGUAUUCUACACAACCCCUAACCAGCGCAAACCCGUCCAGUUUAUGCGUGUCAAAGACAAAUUCUAUUACGCGGAAUCGACCAAGUUCGACGCUAAGAUAUUGAGGAUGUCAUACAUUGGCAACAAAUACGCGAUGUACGUGAUAGUUCCGAAUUCAUUGACCGGUCUGAAUAUGGUGAUGGAGGGGCUCAGCACUCUCCGGCCGGAGAUGGACUCGCUGCACGAGCGACUCGUCGACGUCACAAUGCCCAAAUACAAGUUCGACUAUAGCUCGGAGUUGGAUGCGGUUCUUAGAGAGUUGGGCGUACGGCAAGCGUUUGAGGACACAGCAUCGUUUCCUGGCAUCGCGCGCGGGCAGACACUGGCGCAGCGGCUGCGUGUCUCCAGGGUGCUGCAGCGUUCCGGUAUCGACGUCAAUGAGCUAGGCAGCGUCGCGUACACAGCUACAGAAAUAGCGCUGGCGAACAAAUUCGGCGAAGAUAACGAGAGCAGCGUGGAAGUGAUCGCCAACAAGCCAUUCUUCUUCUUCAUACAGGACGAGGCCACCAGGCAACUGCUGUUCACCGGCAGGGUCUCCGACCCCUCCAUCGUCGAUGGCGCCUUCAAGCACUGAUGUAGUUUUAGAACAGUUUUGUAAAAAAUAAACUUUUUCAAAGUUUACCGUCGGUGUUACAUUUCAUUUGUUCACGUGGAAAGUAUUUUCUAUUGUGUUUAAGCUGCAACUUUUAGGAAUUUGCGUACCUUCAGUAUAUCUGUGAGUGUAAGUGAGC